CAUAGGACCCUCACCAGUUCUAUCUGGUUUUCUGCCACUAUUUAUUGUCUGGAACAGAAAUUUCUCUCCCAAAUCUUCUUCUUCUUCUUCUUUGCUUUUCUCUGCUUGCUUGUUUUUUUCUAGGUGUUUUCUUUCAAGAACUGGCUAACGCACAGGAAAAAAUUCUGGAGGAAACCAACAAGAACCAAGACGUGGUUCUUGCCCUCUAUGAGGCGUUAAAGACUCGAGACGUUGAAACUGUUCAUCAAAUCCUUGCUCCUGACCUUGAGUGGUGGUUCCAUGGGCCCCCAACCCACCAGUUUUUGAUGCGCCUUCUCACUGGAGCUUCAUCAGACGAUUCUUUCCAUUUUGAGGUUCAUCCUCUUUCACUCACCACCUUUGGGUCCACCGUUAUUGUUGAAGGCUGUGAUCACAACCGUUCCAUCUCUUGGGUUCACGCUUGGACUGUUACUGAUGGGAUAAUUACCCAAGUGAGGGAGUAUUUCAACACUUCUCUCAUUGUUACUCGCCUUGGAAACUCUAGCCAAUCUCCACCGUCCGACUACAAUUCACCAUCAUCAUCAUCUACUUCUUCAUCGACGGCUGAGUUUACCCCAGUACAUUGCCCUUCCGUCUGGGAGAGCAGCUUUUCCAACAGGGUUGGAAAAUCAGUGCCGGGUCUUGUCCUGGCAAUUUAGUGAUCAUUAACUUCAAUAUCCGCAUGAUCAGGUGCAGCUGUGAGUACGCCAAUAUAAAAAAAAUAAUAAUAAGAGGGUGCUUGCGUGUCAGCUCCUUGGUGUCCUACUGGCUGAUGGGCCGAAAUAGUGUCAUAAGUUAGGACAAAGAGAUCAGAGAUGUGAGUUCCUAACUAAAGGUCCUGUUUGUUUCCACUGUGUUUUUACUAUCUUGCUUGUUUGGGAUUGUGAAUUUGUAUCGUGUUUCUUUUCCAAUGUAUUUGUCAGAUUGUUUGCAGAUUUCUGGGUCCAACCUGGGAAGACCCACUGCACCUUCUUUCCCCUUUACUCUCUAUGAUGUAAACUAUUUCCAUUAUGCGAUAAAAGUGGGUUUUUUAUUAUUAUUAUUAUUAUUA
Messenger RNA from Durio zibethinus, 1069 nucleotides. The record is from RefSeq and is a predicted model, not a curated record. Lineage: Eukaryota; Viridiplantae; Streptophyta; Magnoliopsida; Malvales; Malvaceae.